UUUUAUUGUCUCUGAUGAAAUUUCCAUGUUUUUGUUUUCUCUGAUUUCUAUGCCUUUUAAAAAAAAAUCUUGUAAUGGGGCGUUGGGUAACUGUUUCAUUGAUUCGAUGUUCUUCUUCUCCUUCAAUUUUUUUUUUCUUUCACUCUUUUGUCGUGUGGGGUUAGAACAAGAAUGGUUGUCGGAUUUUCACAUAUUUGUUUUCACUAAAUAAACGUUUUUUUUUUUUUCUUUCUGGGAUUGAGGUUUCUGUUUGAUAGCUAAUAAAAAUCGAAACUUUAAAACGUUUACAACUGGGGAUUCCAGAAUCAUGUCAAGACCUGCUCAGCUUCCUCCUCGUUGCCCGAUUCCAAAGAAGCUGUCUUUGAAUCCGGUUGCAGAUACUUUUUACUCUUCUUCCUCACCCGUUGAUUCAUACAUUGCCCAAUACAAGUCUUCUACUCAUGAUUCCAGGCUCGAGGAUCAACCUGCUUGGCUUGAUGAGUUGCUCUGUGACAAAACUGAUGGGAUGCUCACUGGUGGUGGAGGAGGAGGUCCUCUGCGCCGCUCAGCUAGCGACUCUGUUGUGCUUUUGGGUGACAUCUCAGCUGACUUUUCUGGCUUUAACCAAAGUGAAGAUGAAGAAAGUUUGACUUCUGAACCUUGUGGGGAGUUGGAGUCUGCUUGUUGUGUUUACGGUCCCAACUCUCCAAGAGCAAAGAACAACUCAAGCUUCUCUAACAACCCUAUUGUCUCGGCCUUUUCUGAUUAUGGUUCUCAGAAACCUCCUCAGAACUUGGAUAAUACGGUGAAAGGGAUAGAUUUUUCACCUCUUGGUGAAACUGCUUGUGGUUCUAUGGGCGUACCAAAUGCAAAAAGGAACCCUGGACAGCGUUCGAGAGUUCGUAAGCUCCAGUACAUUGCUGAACUUGAGAGAACGGUAGCCAUGUUGCAGUCAGUGGAAGCGGAUCUUUCAGUGAGAGUGGCUUCACUUCUUCAGACACGCGCAACGCUGUCCCUGGAGAAUAGCCAGUUGAAGCAGCAGAUGGCAAUACUGAAGCAGGAAAAGCUCAUAAGGGAAGGUGAGUAUCAGGUACUGAAGAAGGAAGCUCAAAGAUUAAAAUCUGGAUUGGGAUACUCAGGGAGCAAUAACAGGCUGGUCAGGUCAUAUUCUGCUGGUUCAAAUAUAGUUCCAAGGAAAGCUUCGUCCCACUUGGACUGGAAUUUGGUAGAUCUGACCAAGCUCAAUCUCAACUAAAGACAAACCCCUCAACAAGAAUAAGUGGCUUAAGGAGUUGACAGUUCUAUGUUUGGAUAAAGAACAAAUCUCUGUCGAUUUGUAUAAAUAUGAUUUAGGAGUAUAAAGUAUUCCACUAUAUUGAUCGAAACUCGAGAGAGUAUGGGACUUAGUUUGUUUUAGCGAAAAUGUUCUGAUUUUAGAAUUCUAGUUAAGACAUUUUAACGGUUGUUACUUCCCUUGUCGUAGCUCAUUGUGGUGGUGGCUUUGAAUUAUGCAAGAGGACGAGCAAAGCGACGUCGUUUCUUUCCUGAAGUUUCUUAUUUUUUAUAUAUAUUAUUCCCUUUAUUACC
Capsella rubella is the source of this 1566-nucleotide messenger RNA. RefSeq names its product basic leucine zipper 19. The transcript is spliced from 5 exons. Gene Ontology annotation, molecular function: DNA-binding transcription factor activity. Bases 308 to 1234 code for a protein of 308 amino acids. Gene Ontology annotation, biological process: regulation of DNA-templated transcription. The record is from RefSeq and is a predicted model, not a curated record. Lineage: Eukaryota; Viridiplantae; Streptophyta; Magnoliopsida; Brassicales; Brassicaceae.